CCCUCACUUGGCUCUCUUCUUUCAGAAUUCAGACGUCCUUUCUCUCCCAUGCUUCGCUCUUCCAAACUCCAAACAUUUUCUUACCAUUUUCUCAUCAACCAAACACUCCCCAUGCCACUUUUCUAGCUCUCUUCUCCACUAGUCUCAACCCAUGUCAACCAUCUCCGACCAUUCCUCCACCAACUUUGUUCUGCAUGAACUGAACAAGACCACUCCUUUUCUGGGUUUACAACUUUACAUCGUUAUUUGUGUUUUUCUCUUCAUCUUCGUCUUUCUGGUGCUUCUGAUCUUCCUCUGCAUUCGCCGGGAUCGAAGCUCCACCAAACCCAGUACGCUAGCCAGCCAAAGCUCCGGCGUGAUUCCGUUGGUGUCGAAGGAGAUCGUGGAGGUCGAAGCCUUGGAUCUUCUUGGUAUUGAAGAAGAGAAAAAGCUCAAGCCAGGUCGUGAUCUAAGGAGGAAGCAGGCGGAAGACGAGGAGAUCAAUGUUGGAUUUCGGAGAGGGAAACAGAGGAACGAUGAGACUGAUGCCGUGGACGGCCUGAAGAUGGGGUGGGGCCGUUGGUACAGCUUAGAGGAGCUUAACCUUGCGACACGUGGAUUUUCCGACGAGAAUGUGAUCGGAGAAGGAGGCUAUGGAAUUGUGUACAGAGGAGUUCUACAAGAUGGCUCUGUUGUUGCUGUGAAGAAACUUCUAAACAACAAGGGUCAAGCUGAGAAGGAGUUUAAGGUGGAGGUUGAAGCUAUUGGAAAAGUAAAGCAUAAGAAUUUGGUGGGUUUAAUAGGAUAUUGUGCAGAAGGUGCUCAAAGGAUUCUUGUUUAUGAAUAUGUUGAGAAUGGAACCUUGGAGCAGUGGUUGCAUGGUGAGGUAGGGCCUACCAGCCCAUUAACAUGGGAUAUACGUAUGAGGAUCGCCAUAGGGACGGCAAAAGGGCUUGCCUAUUUGCAUGAGGGGUUAGAACCCAAAGUUGUGCACCGAGAUGUGAAAUCUAGUAACAUUCUUCUGGAUAAAAGAUGGAAUGCCAAGGUAUCAGACUUUGGACUGGCCAAACUCUUGGGAUCCGAGAAAAGCUACGUGUCUACACGCGUAAUGGGGACAUUUGGAUAUGUUUCGCCCGAGUAUGCGAGCACGGGUAUGCUUAAUGAAGGUAAUGAUGUGUAUAGUUUUGGAGUUCUGCUGAUGGAGAUAAUCACCGGAAGAAGUCCCAUUGAUUAUUCUAGAUCGCCAGCUGAGAUGAACUUGGUCGACUGGUUCAAGGGAAUGGUGGCGAGUCGUCGUGGCGAUGAGCUAGUAGAUCCUUCGAUUGAGAUUAAGCCCCCUCCGAGAUCACUGAAGCGAGCUUUGCUGGUUUGUCUGCGCUGCAUAGAUAUGGAUGUCUGUAAGCGGCCAAAGAUGAGUCAAAUAGUUCAUAUGCUUGAGGCAGAUGAUUUUCCCUUCCGUUCUGAACUUCGGACUGCUAGGGAGAGAGAUCCUAUGGCUUCUCAUGCAGGUGUUUGCAGCAAAAUUUCAUAUCCACUAAAGCAUGGAGUGGAAGCGGUUGAGAGAUCAAGAUGGCGAUGAUUGCUGCUUGUAAUAUUUGCUGAUAUUAUGCAGAUUCUGAACAUCUAAAUUUCAUAGCUUGCUUUAGAACUUUUAACACCAUUUUGUGUUUGCUUUUGUAUGGCCAUCAUCAUGUGAAGAUUUACUAGGUUCUGUAAAAAAUGUAAUGUACCUUCCAUGUCAUAUAACUUGGAUCUCCCCCUAAAAUGAUUUCAGAUAAAUUGAUGAGAGAGAUAAGCAUAUAAUAGUGGGCCAUUUUUUUGUUUGAUGUUAUCAUUCAGCUAAUCCGGUUUAGGUUCGUGGCUUUUCCUCCCGA
Neltuma alba is the source of this 1853-nucleotide messenger RNA. RefSeq names its product probable receptor-like serine/threonine-protein kinase At4g34500. Gene Ontology annotation, biological process: protein phosphorylation. The transcript has 7 exons. Lineage: Eukaryota; Viridiplantae; Streptophyta; Magnoliopsida; Fabales; Fabaceae. Gene Ontology annotation, molecular function: ATP binding; protein kinase activity. The record is from RefSeq and is a predicted model, not a curated record. Bases 152 to 1558 code for a protein of 468 amino acids.